UUGGCGUCCCUGGUCCCGUUAACAACUCCGACUUUUGACACUUGUUUGACGCGCCGUUUGAGGUUAAGUAGUUUUUCAGAUUCGUUAUUUUUCGAAUAAAUCUCCAAAAUGCCACGAAUUAUGAUAAAAGGCGGCGUUUGGCGCAACACCGAGGAUGAAAUCCUCAAAGCCGCCGUAAUGAAAUACGGCAAAAACCAAUGGUCUCGAAUCGCGUCGCUCCUUCACAGAAAGUCGGCCAAGCAGUGUAAAGCCCGUUGGUUCGAGUGGUUGGACCCCAGCAUCAAAAAAACAGAAUGGUCAAGGGAAGAGGACGAGAAAUUAUUGCAUUUGGCCAAGCUCAUGCCCACGCAGUGGCGUACCAUCGCCCCCAUAAUCGGCCGGACGGCGGCUCAGUGCUUGGAGCGCUACGAGUAUUUGUUGGAUCAAGCCCAGAAGAAGGAGGAAGGGGAAGAUGUGGCAGAUGACCCUCGAAAACUAAAACCGGGCGAGAUUGAUCCAAAUCCGGAAACUAAACCGGCGAGGCCCGAUCCGAAGGACAUGGACGAGGACGAGUUGGAAAUGUUGUCGGAAGCUCGUGCCCGUCUUGCUAACACCCAGGGCAAGAAAGCUAAGAGAAAAGCCCGCGAGAAACAGCUGGAAGAGGCGCGACGUCUCGCCGCUUUGCAGAAGCGGCGAGAAUUGCGUGCGGCGGGGAUCGAGGUGAACUCGCGCCGCAAGAAGAAACGCGGUGUCGACUACAACGAAGAAAUUCCCUUUGAGAAGCAACCGGCUAUAGGUUUUUAUGACACCUCGAAUGAAGUCAUAGAUCCCAUGGCUCCCGAUUUCCAUAAAAUGCGGCAGCAGCACCUCGACGGGGAACUACGUAGCGAACAAGAAGAGCGCGAACGAAGGAAAGACAAACAAAAAUUGAAGCAGCGCAAAGAGAACGAUAUUCCACAAGCCAUGUUGCAGAAUCAGGAACCGGCGAAGAAGAGGUCUAAGUUGGUCCUGCCUGAGCCUCAAAUUUCCGAUCAAGAGCUUCAACAGGUGGUCAAAUUGGGUAAAGCUAGUGAAGUGGCGCGCGAAGUAGCGGCCGAAAGCGGCGUCGAAAGCACCGACACUCUCUUCAGCGACUACACGAUGACGCCGCAAGCCGCCGCCACCCCCAGGACUCCAGCGCCGCAAACCGACCGUAUCCUCCAGGAAGCCCAGAACGUGAUGGCUCUAACUCACGUCGACACCCCUCUCAAAGGGGGAUUAAACACGCCCUUGCACAACUCGGACUUCACGGGGGUGCUUCCGCAAGCCCUCACCGUAGCCACUCCCAACACAGUCCUCGCGACUCCGUUCCGGUCGACGAGGAGCGACGGGGCGAACACUCCUGGGAGCGUGGGGUUCGCGACGCCACGUAGCGGGGCUCCAGCGGGCAACUUCACGCCCUCUGUGAGAGACAAACUUAACAUCAACCCCGAGGAGAGUCUCGACGUGGGGGAGACGCCAGCGGCGCACCGCUCAUUCCAGAACACCGUGAAAGAACAACUCAGAUUGGGUUUAAGUAGUCUUCCGGCGCCGAAGAACGACUACGAGAUCGUGGUGCCCGAGCACGAGGAGGAGGAGAAGGUCGAAGUGGUGCAGGACGAGAGGGUGGAGGACCAGGCGGACGUGGACGCGCGGCUGCAGGAAGAACUGAAGGCGAGGGCCGCGCGCGAAUUAGCGUUAAGAUCGCAGGUCAUCCAGAGGACGUUGCCGCGACCACAAGAAGUCAACCUGGCGGUGUUGAGGCCGAUGAACGAAAGCCACUCUCUAACGGAGCUGCAGAAGGCCGAGGAGCUCAUCAAGCUGGAGAUGGUGACCAUGCUGCAGUACGACAACAUGAAGAACCCUCCGCCGACGGUGACGAAGCGGUCGGCGAUUUCACAAGCGCACCAGUUGGCGUUCUUGGAUCAACAUCCAUACGACGAUUUCAGACCGGAUGAUUUAAAAGUGGCGAAACACUUGUUGAAACGGGAGAUGGAUGUGGUGAAGUACGGGAUGGGGCACGGGGAGUUACCCAUCGAAGCGUACACCCAAGUAUGGGAGGAGUGCCUCGGACAAGUCCUCUUCGUACCGAAUUUGAACAAAUACACCAGAGCGAAUUUAGUCAGCAAAAAAGAAAGACUGGAGUCGGCGGAGAAGAGACUGGAACAGAAUCGGUCGCACAUGGCACGGGAGGCCAAGAAGGCCGCCAAAAUGGAAAAGAAGUUGAAGAUCUUGACUGGAGGGUACCAGUCGAGGGCUCAGGCGUUGAUUAAACAACUCCAGGAUUACUUUGAGCAAAUAGAUCAAGCACACCUGGAGCUCAACACGUUCAAGUUUUUGCAAGACCAGGAGAAGGCGGCGCUGCCGAGACGAAUACAGUCGUUGACAGAGGACGUCAGCCGCCAGAUGGAGAGGGAGAAGGCGCUCCAGAACAAGUACUCGGAGUUGCAGCAGCACAUUAAGCAGAUCCAGACGCACCUCGAGCAGCUGCAGACUCCUGAGGCGCCAGUCGAGCAAACGCAAGAGGUGGAGAGCGCGGAAGUGGACGAGGAGCCGGAGGCCGCUGUGGAAGAGGUUGCAGAGGGGUAGUUCUUGUAUGUGUAUAAAAUAAAGUUGUAAAAUUA
Molecule: messenger RNA, 2621 nt
Organism: Zophobas morio
Lineage: Eukaryota; Metazoa; Arthropoda; Insecta; Coleoptera; Tenebrionidae
Gene: Cdc5
Product: Cell division cycle 5
Exons: 5
Coding region: 109-2586 (825 amino acids)
Biological process (GO): mRNA splicing, via spliceosome; regulation of transcription by RNA polymerase II
Cellular component (GO): Prp19 complex; spliceosomal complex
Molecular function (GO): DNA-binding transcription factor activity, RNA polymerase II-specific; RNA polymerase II transcription regulatory region sequence-specific DNA binding
Source: RefSeq, a predicted model, not a curated record